Messenger RNA from Penaeus indicus, 2550 nucleotides. RefSeq lists its product as uncharacterized. The transcript has a single exon. The record is from RefSeq and is a predicted model, not a curated record. NCBI's taxonomy places the organism in Eukaryota, Metazoa, Arthropoda, Malacostraca, Decapoda, Penaeidae. The coding region runs from base 1 to 2550 and encodes 849 amino acids.
AUGUCCUGGAGACACCCAAGGUCUCAUCACUGGCACCAGUUGGACUUUGUCGCCACCAGAAGAUCCUUGCUGAAUCAAGUGCUGGUCACACGCAGCUACCACAGCGCUGACUGCGACACCGACCACUCCCUCGUCGCAAGCAAGGUGCGCCUCCUUCCCAGACGUGCCCACCACUCCAAACAGAAGCCCCGACCCCGUAUAAACAUAGCCAGAACAAACAAACCUGAACUGCAGGAACACUUCGCCAUAGCCAUCGACGAAGCCCUGGAGGGCUGCCCAACCGACAGCGCAACUGAACGGUGGAACCAUAUACGCGAGGCUGUGUUCCAGACUGCCCUGGACACCUUUGGUAGAAGAGAGAGGAAGAGCACUGACUGGUUUGAGGCAGGAGUCGCUAAACUGGAGCCCGCCAUCGCUGCUAAGCGAGCCGCCCUACUUGCUCACAAGAAAGAUCCUUCCACAAAGACACUCGUAGCACUCCGUGCUGCUCGAAGUGACACACAGAAGAUCGCCAGGCGCUGUGCCAAUGAUUAUUGGUUAAAUCUCUGCCACAACAUCCAACUCUCCGCAGACCUAGGCAACAUGCGAGGGAUGUACGAGGGCAUGAAGAAGGCUUUUGGCCCAAGUCCCGUCAAAACAGCCCCACUCAAAACAGCCGAGGGUGAGCUCAUCAAAGACCGCUGCAAACAAAUGAAGAGGUGGGCUGAACACUAUCAAGAGCUCUACUCAAGGGAAACCACCAUCACCAGCACAGCCCUUGAGAACACUCAAUCACUGUCUCCUAUGGUCGAGCUCGACACACCACCCACCAUAGAAGAGCUCAGCAAGGCUGUUGACAAUCUAGCCAACGGCAAAGCACCAGGCAGUGACAACAUUCCUCCUGAGGUAAUCAAGGCCGCAAAAGGGAGCUCCCUCCUACAACACCUUCAUGAGCUACUAAUGCAGUGUUGGGAGGAAGGAGCGGUGCCCAAAGACAUGCGUGACACCAUGAUCGUCACGCUUUACAAGAAUAAGGGGGAACGGAGCGACUGCAACAACUACCGUGGCAUUUCGCUCCUCAGCAUUGUCGGCAAAGCAUUUGCCCGGGUCGCCCUAAACAGACUGCAACUCCUCGCAGAACGCAUUUAUCCAGAGGCACAGUGCGGCUUCAGGGCCGCAAGGUCAACUAUCGACAUGGUGUUCUCUGUGAGGCAGCUGCAGGAGAAAUGCCGGGAGCAGAGACAGCCCCUGUACCUGGCAUUCAUCGACUUGACCAAGGCCUUCGACUUGGUCAGCCGAGAUGGACUGUUUGCCCUCCUCCAGCGGAUUGGAUGUCCCCCCAGGCUCUUGAGCUUGGUCGUGUCCUUCCAUCAAGACAUGAGUGGGACCGUUCAGUUCGACGGAUCAUGCUCAGAACCCUUCGCAAUCAAAAAUGGCGUGAAGCAGGGAUGCGUCCUUGCCCCAACCCUUUUCGGCAUCUUUUUCUCCCUGCUCCUGUCCUACGCCUUCCGAGACUCUGACGACGGCGUCUUCAUCCACACCAGGAGCAACGGAGGUCUCUUCAACUUAGCACGCCUACGGGCAAAGACAAAAAUACAGAGGGUGCUCAUCAGGGAGCUACUUUUUGCCGAUGAUGCUGGCCUUGUCGCCCACACUGAAGCAGCACUGCAGCGACUCAUCGACCGCUUUUCAACCUCCUGUGCAGAAUUUGGUCUCACUAUCAGCCUGAGGAAGACUCAGGUCAUGGGCCAAGACGUCAGUAGUGCACCCAGCAUCUCCAUCGGUGAUCACACUCUCGAGGUGGUGGACAAGUUCAUCUAUCUCGGGUCUACCAUCUCCAGCAACCUCUCCCUUGAUGCAGAGCUGAACACCAGGAUCGGCAAGGCAGCUACCACGAUGGCCCGUCUGACGAAGCGAGUGUGGGAUAACACCAUGCUCACCACCAACACCAAGAUGAGAGUCUAUCAGGCAUGCGUGUUGAGCACUCUCCUUUAUGGAAGUGAAACAUGGACACUCUACUCCGUCCAGGAACGCAGGCUGAACACCUUCCACCUACGCUGCCUCCGUAGACUGCUCGGUAUCACUUGGCAGGACCGCGUCCCCAACAUCGACGUCCUGGCCAAGGCAGGGAUGCCCAGCAUGUUCGCCAUCUUGUCCCAGAGACGUCUGCGUUGGCUAGGCCAUGUCACCCGAAUGGAUGACGGCCGCAUCCCUAAAGACAUGUUGUUUGGGGAGCUGGCCACUGGCACUAGAUCCACAGGACGCCCGGCCCUCCGUUACAAGGACGUAUGUAAGCGCGACCUGAAGGCUGGUGGCUUCAACCCCUCUGACCUGGAGAUAGCCGCCACGAACCGCUCCGGCUGGCGGUCCACCACCCGGGAUAUCGUCAAGGCGGCAGAGGAUAUGAGAGACGCCCGAUGGGGAGAGAGGCGUCUCCGCAAGCAACUGUGGCUGCAAUCGGCCCCACCAUAUACACGGGAGCCGGCCUUCACUUGCAGCAGAUGCGGCAGACCAUGCGGUUCUCGUAUCGGCCUGUACAGCCACAGCCGACGUUGCAGCUCCCCUAUUUAG